GUGAUGAUCAGAAACAGUAGAAAAGACUAAACUAGCAGUGAUGAACCUUGACAACAUCCAACAUCUACAUCAACCCCCAUGAUUCCCAGACAAUGCCCUAGAUGCUUGAGCCUCCUGUUGACCAGCAGCAUGCACCAUCAAGUGGUUACCAGGUGCCCAUCCAGCAGCUCCCUAGUGCUGGCUUCCAUCUUCCAUUGCAGGGGACCUCUCACUCUGGCUUGCCACCAAAGUAUCUUGCUGGACAACCAAUUGGGCGUUACGAUCUGCUCCAGUUCAAUCUCGAUACCAUGGAACUUGUACGCGCAUCUGAAGGGCAUAUCCCGACUGGCAGGAGGCUGGUUAAGGGCGGUUAUGAGGAGGAUGGGAUGCCGCUGUACCAUGGUAUAGCUAUGCACCCUAAUAGUAAGCAUAGAGUACCAGGAAAGACGAGCCCUCGCUUGCGUGGAUGCGUGUACUCUUAUAGUAACGAUGUGCACCUUGCUACAGACUAUGAAAUCUUAGUUCUCUAA
This is a messenger RNA of Desarmillaria tabescens, 509 nucleotides long. RefSeq lists its product as uncharacterized. The transcript is spliced from 4 exons. Lineage: Eukaryota; Fungi; Basidiomycota; Agaricomycetes; Agaricales; Physalacriaceae. Bases 102 to 509 code for a protein of 135 amino acids. The record is from RefSeq and is a predicted model, not a curated record.